AUGCUGGCGGUGGGGCAGAUGGAUGGCACCCCCCGGCAGAGCGCCUUCCUGCUCAGCAGCCCGCCGCUGGCCGCCUUGCACAGCAUGGCCGAGAUGAAGACCCCCCUCUACCCGUCGGCGGGGUACCCCCUGCCGCCCCCCGCCGGGCCUUCCUCCCUGUCGUCGUCCUCCUCCUCUUCCUCGUCGGCCUCCGCCUCGCCCUCCCCUCCGCUGGGCUCCCCCCCGACGCCGGCGGGCCUCAAGCCCCCCAACGCGGGGGCCCUGUCGGCGCUGGGCUCCCCCCCGCCGCAGCUGUCGGCCGCCACCCCGCACGGCAUCAACGACAUCCUCAGCCGGCCGUCCAUGCUCCCCGGCGCCGUCGUCUCGGCCGCCUCCGCCUCCUCGUCGUCCGCCUCGGCCUCUCCCGCCGCCGCCGCCGGCCUCCUGGCGGGCCUGCCCCGCUUCAGCAGCCUCAGCCCCCCGCCGCCUCCGCCGGGCCUCUACUUCAGCCCCAGCGCCGCCGCCGCCGUCGUGGGGCGCUACCCCAAGCCGCUGGCCGAGCUGCCCGGCAGGACCCCCAUCUUCUGGCCGGGGGUCAUGCAGAGCCCGCCCUGGAGGGACGCCCGGCUCGCCUGCACGCCGCACCAAGGCUCGAUUUUGCUCGACAAAGACGGCAAGAGGAAACACACCCGGCCGACUUUCUCCGGCCAGCAGAUUUUCGCCUUGGAAAAGACUUUUGAGCAAACCAAGUAUUUGGCCGGACCGGAACGGGCCCGCCUGGCCUACUCGCUGGGCAUGACCGAGAGCCAAGUCAAGGUGUGGUUCCAGAACCGCCGGACCAAGUGGCGCAAGAAGCACGCGGCCGAGAUGGCGACGGCCAAGAAGAAGCAGGACUCGGAGACGGAGCGCCUGAAGGGGGCCUCGGAGAACGAGGAGGAGGACGACGACUACAACAAGCCCCUCGACCCCAACUCGGACGACGAGAAGAUCACGCAGCUGCUGCAGAAGCACAAGAGCGGCGCGGCCGGCGGCGCCAGCCAGCUCCUGCUCCACACGUCGGAGACCGACGGCUCCUCCUAG
Molecule: messenger RNA, 1059 nt
Organism: Euleptes europaea (tarantolino)
Lineage: Eukaryota; Metazoa; Chordata; Lepidosauria; Squamata; Sphaerodactylidae
Gene: NKX6-1
Product: NK6 homeobox 1
Exons: 3
Coding region: 1-1059 (352 amino acids)
Biological process (GO): cell differentiation; regulation of transcription by RNA polymerase II
Cellular component (GO): nucleus
Molecular function (GO): DNA-binding transcription factor activity, RNA polymerase II-specific; RNA polymerase II cis-regulatory region sequence-specific DNA binding
Source: RefSeq, a predicted model, not a curated record